Molecule: messenger RNA, 1812 nt
Organism: Panicum virgatum (switchgrass)
Lineage: Eukaryota; Viridiplantae; Streptophyta; Magnoliopsida; Poales; Poaceae
Product: glycine-rich RNA-binding protein 8-like
Exons: 7
Coding region: 199-1386 (395 amino acids)
Biological process (GO): regulation of gene expression
Cellular component (GO): nucleoplasm
Molecular function (GO): RNA binding
Source: RefSeq, a predicted model, not a curated record
UGGACUCAAACCAAACCUCGCCGCCGCCUCCGUCUCCGUCUUCUUCUCAUCCCAUCUCUCUCCUAUACUCUCCCGCAAUCCCACCCCUCCCUCUAAACCCGCACCCGCAGCGGCGCUCCUAGGGUUUGCUCCGCCCCGCCGAACCCAGCCCUCCGAUCGCUCCGGUUCCGAGGCGGCGGCUGCGAGAGAGCUCGCGGCAUGGCGGGGUACCCGGAGGACAACCAGCACGCGCUGAACGGGUACGAGGAUGAGGAGGUCGACGAGGAGGAGGGCCACCCCGGGAGGCGGGGAGGCCGGGACGGGGGCUCUGGGUACGGCGACGCCGGCGGAGACGACGGGAGGGGGGCCGGCGGCGACUCGUCGGGGAAGAUUUUCGUCGGAGGCGUUGCUUGGGAGACGACUGAAGAAACAUUCUCCAAGCAUUUUGAGAAGUAUGGGGCAAUAACUGAUUCUGUAAUUAUGAAGGACAAGCAUACUAAGAUGCCUCGUGGAUUUGGAUUUGUUACAUUUUCUGAUCCAUCUGUUAUAGACAAGGUUUUGGAGGAUGAGCACGUUAUAGAUGGCAGAACGGUUGAGGUCAAGAGGACAGUCCCUAGGGAAGAAAUGACCACCAAAGAUGGCCCCAAGACAAGAAAGAUCUUCAUUGGUGGGCUACCACCAUCACUAACUGAAGAUGAGUUGAAGGAUCACUUUUCCUCUUAUGGUAAGGUGGUUGAAGACCAGAUAAUGCUUGAUCAUAGCACUGGGCGUUCUAGAGGGUUUGGUUUUGUCACUUUUGAAAGUGAGGAUGCUGUUGAAAGGGUCAUAUCAGAGGGGAGAAUGCGUGAUCUUGGUGGGAAGCAGGUUGAAAUAAAGAAGGCUGAACCAAAGAAGCAUGGAUCUGAUCACAGUAGUAAUGGUAGGUCUAGCCAUGGGGGUGGUGGUGGUUACCGUAAUUCUUACCGUAGUGGUGGAGCUGGCAGCGGCAGCGGUGGCAACAGUGGUGGUGGUGGUGGUGGCGGCGGCGGUGGUUAUGGGUACGGUGGUGCUUAUAGGUCUGCUGCUGCAGCAGGUUAUGGAUAUGAUGGUGGUGCAGGAGCGGGAUAUGGCUAUGGCAGAGGGUAUGGCUAUGCAGGCAAUGCUGGCUUUGGGUCUGGUUUUGGCGGUGGGUAUGGUGGCUCCAUGUACGGAGGCGCUUAUGGUGCAUAUGGUGCCUAUGGUGGUGGUGCUUAUGGAGGGGGUGCUUACGGAGGUGGUGCUUAUGGAGGUGGCGCCUAUGGUGGUGGCCCAGGUGGCUAUGGCGCUGGUGGAUAUGGUGGCUACGGGGGUGCUGGUGGAGCAGGUGGUGCUGCUGGUGGGAGUUCGGGUGCUCGGAGUUCUAGCAGGUACCAUCCAUAUGGAAAAUAAGAGACAAGACAAAUCUGGUUUUCUAGGGCCCAGGGUUCCUCAUGCCUCCUAGAAGUUCAGUUUUCAUGGGAUGUCACCUAAUCAGCGCGGCAUUGGAACAUUGUUUGGGUUGAGCUAAGCCGCUACUAGAGCAACUGUGUAAUUGCAGUUGCUGAGCCCGCCCGCCCGCCUGCCUGCCUGCUUUUGUUUGCUGCAGAAGCUACACAUGAAACCUGUGUUGUAUUCUUUAGUUUGGUAUGCAGAGCUUAGAACCCUGUGAACAAGCGUUUUAUGGUAGGAACAGUAUUUGGUGCGGUAGAACUAUAUUCUGUGAUGUAAAAUUGCUUUUGCAAGCAAUUAACUGUUGCCAUCUGUGGUGAUUAUAAUUACGAACUCGUUACAGGAUUUGGUUUAAUAUUCUAAUUUACUGUCGAUUUACAUUCUUGA